Molecule: messenger RNA, 647 nt
Organism: Pisolithus orientalis
Lineage: Eukaryota; Fungi; Basidiomycota; Agaricomycetes; Boletales; Pisolithaceae
Product: conidiation-specific protein 6
Exons: 6
Coding region: 267-539 (90 amino acids)
Cellular component (GO): cytoplasm
Source: RefSeq, a predicted model, not a curated record
CUUGAACCCGAAAAAAUGGCCCCGAGUAUCGUCCCCUACCUACAAAACUUCAGCCCAACGCAGGCAGACACUACACGAGACAAAACUACGUCAUAAGCUGCAGUCUGUUCUAAGGAACACUGAUUGUCGUUACUGGCGAUGUGAAACUCGAUACCAUGGGAGCGUCAUGUUGACCUACAAGUGGAUCUUCCAGUCGAUCGACUGACGCAGUGGUCGGAAUUAAAAACUAUAAAAAGGCGAAAAAGGCGCUUCCCUUUCAUCGCACGAUGGCUGACCCUGGAAAUAUUAUACGUGGCCACAAGGCUAACCUUGCGAACCCCCAUACUUCCGAAGAGUCGAAAGAACGUUCCAGACAGGUCCUUGAAGAGUUGGAAGCUGGAGAGAGUGGCAUGGGGGAGCCUACCUUCCAAAGGUCCCCCACGGAGAAGGAUCCUGAAAAUGUUGCUCGCGGUCUGAAGGCUGCUGUGAGCAACCCCCGCGUUUCUCAAGAAGCCAAGGAGCGUGACAAGCAGAGGCUCCAGGAACUCGAAGAAGACUAGGUCAUCCCUGCGAACUUUGUGUGCUAUGACAUUUCCGUGAUUGUCAGGUUAUUGUGUCUUGUAUGAUACUCGAUGAUUAUCGAUACAUGAAUGUUCGAGCCCAUUGCG